Molecule: messenger RNA, 4300 nt
Organism: Cryptomeria japonica (Japanese cedar)
Lineage: Eukaryota; Viridiplantae; Streptophyta; Pinopsida; Cupressales; Cupressaceae
Product: autophagy-related protein 18h
Exons: 9
Coding region: 466-3519 (1017 amino acids)
Biological process (GO): autophagy; response to starvation
Cellular component (GO): cytoplasm
Molecular function (GO): protein binding
Source: RefSeq, a predicted model, not a curated record
UAGAAUUUUUUUUUUUUUUUUUGAUGCGUCUGAAUGAUUAUUAUAAUACAAUAACAAUAACAAUAACAAGUGUUUUUCCGGCUAAGGGUAUGAGGAGUUUAAAGCCGUUGGGCAUGUUGAUUGAAGUUUUGAAGUAUAUAUUUCGUGUUGGAAACAACAGAAAUGCAAUGAUUUUGUAGGAAUAUUCCAAUCCGCCGGGUUCGAAUCCGGGUCUAUACGCCACUUCACAUGGAUCGGAAUGUUCUCUUCACAAUACCCCUCUUCAUAAUUAAUUAACCCAACCCUCCUCCUCCUGCAACUUCAUUUGGCCUUGUGGCCUUUGUAUAUAAAUUCCCAGUCUCUGCAAUAGAUGCAAUUUUUUCUCCUAAAACAAAAAAGACUCCAUUCUUUUUGGGUUGUUGGGUAUCUAUUUCAAUUGAAUUAUAGAUCGGCCAGUUGAUUGAUUGAUUGAUUGGAAGGAAGAGAAUGAGGAAUGAUAGGAACAGAUCUCAGGGUCGUAAAUCGGAACGGAGCCGUAGUUUAUUGUCCAGUUCUGUACGUGCUAUUUCGUCUGUUGCUUCCUCUCUGCGCUUUGCUGGGGCUUCCAUCGCUUCUACAGUUUCUGCGUCUGAGGACGACCGCCACAGAGAACAGGUACAAUGGGCAGGUUUUGACAGACUGGAAUUGCCAACAGGCAUUAGUCACCGCAUUCUUCUGCUUGCAUAUGUAACUGGUUUCCAAGUUUGGGACAUUGAGGAAGUAGAUAAUGUGCGUGAGGUGCUCUCAAGGCGUGAUGGCCCUGUUGCAUUCCUACGAAUUCAACCACAACCAAUUACUGUGGACAAAGAGGAUAGUGGCUUUCAAGCUGCCUCACCUUUAUUGUUGGUUGUUACUGGUGAUGCUGCUGUCAGUGAAAGCAAAGUUCCAGGCACACUUGGUAUUGGAUACACUAAUGGUGGGAUUGUUUCACUGCAAUCAGAGAUUAGUAGUUUUAUACCUACAGUUAUUUGUUUUUAUUCUAUGAAAACCCAUGCUUAUGUCCAUAAACUGCGUUUUCGAUCUGCUAUAUACUCGGUGCGCUGCAGUCCACGAAUUGUAGCUGUUGCCCUUACAAAUCAAAUCUUUUGUUAUAAUACGGCAACUCUUGAGUUAAUGUUCAAUGUGCCAUCCUAUCCUAUUCCUCAAGGAGGUCAGGGACCAGGAAGUGUAAAUAUAGGCUAUGGUCCGAUGGACGUUGGUCCAAGGUGGUUAGCAUAUGUAGCAACUCAUGCUUUUGUAUCAACCAGUGGUCGCAUAAACCCCCAAAGUGUUAGCUUGGCAACAGCGCCCCUUAAUGGAAGCACAGUGGCACACCUUGCAAAAGAAUCCAGCAAGCAAAUUGCUGUUGGGAUUGUUACCCUUGGAGACAUGGGAUACAAGACUUUGACCAAGUACUGUUCUGAGCUUAUUCCUGAUAGUUUUAGUCCUCCAACAUCAGGAAAUGUCAAUUGGAAAAAUCAUACAGAUGCUGCAGUUGGACAUGACUCUGAAAAUAUUGGGACGGUGAUUGUGAGAGAUUUUGUUAGCAAUGUAGUUGUUGCUCAAUUUAGACCACACAGUAUACCCAUUUCUGCAUUGUGCUUUGACCCCAGUGGCACUCUUCUGGUUACUGCAUCAAUUAAUGGUCAUAACCUCAAUGUUUUUCGCAUUAUGCCCUAUGCAUUAGGGAAUGGUUCUUGCUCUACUGGUUCUAAUGUGAAUGCAUCACACAUACAUCUAUACAAGCUGGUUCGUGGGGUGACAAAUGCGGUCAUACAGGACAUCAGUUUCAGUGAUGACAGUAGUUCAAUUGCUGUCAGUUCCUCCAGAGGAACAAGCCACUUAUAUUCAAUAUCACCAUUUAGUGUGGUAGGAAGUCCACAUAAUCAUGUAAGUGUGAUUGUGGACAGUAGUAUAGGAUCUCCAAUGGUUCAAGGUUUAACUGUUAUGUGCCCUUGGUCAAGUCCACGGUUGAAGGGCAAUCAGCUACCUAUACCCCGACAUCCAACAAUACUGUCAGCUGUAUGCAAGGUAAGGAAUGGUAAUGAUGGAUGGUGCAGUACCAUCAGCAAUGCUGCAGCUGCAGCAAGAGGGAAGCCAAAUGUUUCAUCUGGUGCUGUUGCAGCUGUUUUUCACAAUGGGGGCAAUCAUUGCCUGGAAUCACAGCUUGGGAAUUCUACAAUUAAGAAUCAAUUGUGGGGUUUCUCACCUCCUGGUCAUGUUGUACAAUAUGCUUUGCACCCUAAUGCUGCAAUAGACAUAGUGCACUACAGUCAUCCAGAAGUUGCUUCAGGUUCUAGCGGAUCAAUACAAACAGAGGACUUCAGAUAUGAGGAACUCCAGCGCUGGGAUGUUGGUCGAAAAUUAAACAUGGAUGAGCGACAAGAUGACAUAUAUGAACUUGUUGGAACAAGUGUUAAGAAAGAACGGGCAACUGCCUGGGCAGGUUAUAGAAAUGUGAGAAUCCAUGCUGAAUCUGAUGGCAGUGAACAGUUAGUAAAGGAAGACAAGAUGACUGAAGAGAAACAUAGUUGGUACCUCUCAAAUGCUGAAGUGCAUACACACCAAGAAAGACCUGCAAUAUGGGUCAAACCUGAGAUAUAUUUCCAUAAAAUUAUGGUGGAGGCAGCAGUCGAAAAAGGAUCUUAUGAGGAAGGAGAAAUUGAAAAGUUUCCAACACGUGUUGUUGAAAUUAAGAGUAAAGAUUUGAUGCCACUGGCAAGCAAUGUUGUGUCGAGUAACCUGCCAGAUGCUUCAGCUUUAGUAGUCAAUCAGAUAACGAAUGGGUGUACACAAACUGUAACUAAUGGCAUUGGUGUAGGAAGUACCAAAAUUCAGCAUCUUAACUGUAGUCUUAACUCUCAUGACAGUGUGUCUGAUUUCAUGGUACAAACUUGCUCAACUUCACAGUCUGCUUUUGAAAUGACAAACGGUUCAACCUUUGAUUUGUCAAACAUUGAUCUAAAUGGAUGGAACCAGGGUGAUGUUUCCAAGAUGCACGCAUUUGAGAACUACCCUCGCAUACAUGGGGACUCAAAUAUUCUUGUUCAUGGCCAUGAGUUUAGAAAAGAAGAUUCAGUUAAGAGUGCAGGUAAUUUAGGAGUUAUAGAUGAAGACUAUGUAAAUGGCCUGGGGAACCAUGUAGGGACAAAUGGCAAUCGGACUUUAUCUCCUGAUGAUAAUUCUGAUUCAUUUGGUUCAAGUACUUGGGAUGUUAGUGCUGAAGGUGAAACUGUUUCACCUUCUUCGGUACUACAGACUACAAGCAUCUCAAAACAGUGUUUGCAUGAAAUCCUGCUACAAUGCAAUAAUAAAUCCAAAUCACGAGAAGUAGCUAAGAGUGUAGAUUCCUAUGGUAAAGAAGGUAGCCUCUCAGGUGGAGUAAAUGACGAGGAUGCCUUACAGAAUGAAACUGUAGAAGAUACUAAGAUUGAAGAUUCCUCUGUUAAAGAAAGUAGCUCGACAGCUGAGGAUAAUCACGAGGAUGCCUUUGGGGGCAUGUUCUUUUGCGAGCAAGAAUGAGGAGUGUGUAUAUAUGGAGAUUAAUUGACAGUAUGCAUUCAAGCAAAUCCAUUCUUGACCUAUUUCAAGCGAAGCUGCUUGAAUGUACAGUGUUGUUUAUUCUUAGCUAGCAGAUGUUAAAAUCUGCAACCUAAAGCUUGAUAUCAAUGGUGUAAAUAUGAAACUGACAUAACAGUAGAAUCUGCAUGCAUAUGCCAUUUGGUUCCAAAGUAAACUGUUUCACAUGCAACUAAUUUGAUUUCAUGAAUGAGAUUGAGAGAAACUGGCGGCAUUCCUAUCUUGGAGACAAACUGUCAAAUUGGACCAACUCAUAUGGAUUAUCACCAGUAUUUUGUUCAUUAGUUGGGGUGGUGAGGAAUGGUAUGUCCAAUAAAUGUAACAUUAUUUAGUUCUUUAUGUAUAGAAUCCUGCCAACCUGCAAUAUAUACUUAGAAGGAAGGAAUCAUUAUUUCAAUGAGUUGCUCUGGUCAUGUACAGGCUGGAGAGUGCUCCUGAUUUCAUGUCAACUUGUUCCUUUGUUCCAUUGGUGGUUGCUGCUAGGAUAAAUUUGCCCUUCCAUGUGAUUUUAAGUUGUACACAUGUUGUAAAAGGUUUGGCUGUGUACAUAAUACCCAUAUUUGAUUGGUGCUCGGGGUGGCAGUGAAGGAUCCAAUUUUUUAAUACUAUAAUUCAUCAAUUUAUUCUGGUUGUGGCUUUUGCUUUGUCAUGAGCCAGAGCUAAAACAUCAAUUUGAUGUGUUCAUUUCUUAAGCAAUAUCAUUUCCUCAGCUAUUGUUUCCUAA